AUGACGUGUAAUUCAUCUUCAGGCACUCCACUGCUGGUGAGGAGGAGCAGUGACCCAGCGCCAGGCCCACCUGCUGGUGCCCAGCCUGGCGUGUCACACCCUGGUGGCCAGAGUCUGAAACCAGUCGUUCCAGAUUCCACACAGAACUUGGAGAACGGAGAAGGUAUGAAUGGUAGACAGACAGAACUACCAACGUCGCCAAAAACUAAGGAUGUGCUGAGUGAUAUGACAAGAACAGUGGAGAUUUCUGGGGAAGGAGGCCCAUUAGGAAUACAUGUAGUGCCCUUCUUUUCAUCUCUGAGUGGAAGGAUUCUGGGACUCUUCAUCCGAGGCAUUGAAGAGAACAGCAGGUCCAAGCAGGAGGGCCUAUUUCAGGAAAAUGAAUGUAUUGUAAAAAUCAACAAUGUGGAUCUCGUCGACAAAACCUUUGCUCAGGCUCAGGAUGUCUUCCGCCAGGCCAUGAGGUCCCCAGCUGUGCUCCUCCACGUGCUCCCACCUCAGAAUCGUGAGCAGUACGAAAAGUCUGUUAUUGGACCCCUAAGCAUUUUUGGUAACAGUGAUGGAGGUCUGAAAACAAAGGCGCCGCCUCCCAUUCUUGGGAAAUCGGGACUAAAGACAGCAAAUUUUACAGGGGCAAACAGUCCUGAAGCAGAUGCGUUGACUUUCCUGCAGCACAGCAAGAGCCCCCGGGCACUGAGACUGGAAAGAAAGCCACCCUCACCCUCACUCUCUCCUCUCAUGGGAUUUGGCAGCAAGAAAAAUGCAAAGAAGAUUAAGAUUGACCUAAAGAAAGGCCCUGAAGGACUUGGUUUCACUGUGGUUACUAGAGACUCUUCCAUACAUGGUCCUGGUCCCAUAUUUGUAAAAAACAUUUUACCAAAGGGAGCUGCAAUAAAAGAUGGCCGCCUGCAAUCAGGAGACAGAAUUUUGGAGGUAAACGGGAGAGAUGUCACCGGACGCACUCAGGAGGAGCUGGUGGCCAUGCUUAGGAGCACCAGGCAGGGGGAGACAGCAUCCCUGCUCAUUGCCCGCCAGGAAGCACAUUUUCUGCCCCGAGAGCUGAAAGGAGAACCCGACUGCUGCGCGCUCUCCCUGGAGACCACCGAGCAGCUCACCUUCGAGAUCCCUUUGAAUGACUCCGGUUCUGCUGGCCUUGGGGUGAGCUUAAAAGGGAACAAGUCCCGAGAAACUGGAACAGACCUUGGGAUUUUUAUCAAAUCUGUCAUCCACGGAGGUGCUGCUUUCAAGGAUGGCCGUCUGCGAACAAAUGACCAGCUGAUUGCUGUGAAUGGGGAAUCACUUUUGGGAAAGUCCAACCACGAAGCUAUGGAAACACUCAGGCGGUCGAUGUCCAUGGAAGGAAACAUACGCGGGAUGAUCCAGCUGGUGAUUCUGCGGAGGCCCGAGAGACCAGCAGAGGAAACUGCAGAGUGUGGGGCAUUUUCUAAGCCAGGCUUUGAGAACUGUCAAAACGCUGAACCCGCCUCCAGGAGACACGAUAAUGGUACACUGCAUCGGCUUGGCACUCACGCACAAGACAAACAGAAAGACCUGCUGCCUCCUGGUGACGGAUGGGCCCGGAGUGAAGUGUCACCUUCUCCACCACUACAUCCUGCCCUUGAAGAUCACGGCCACAGCUCGGGUGUAGACUCGGCGGUAUAUUUUCCAAACUCGCACAUCAGCUUCAGAUCAGUGACACCGGCCAGGCAGCCUGAAUUGAUUAACCUGAAAGCCUCAAAGAGCAUGGACCUCGUGCCAGAUGAAAGCAAAGUUCAUGCACUGGCUGAACACAAAGCGGAAUCUCCAAGCAAAGAUUUUGGUCCGACUCUGGGCCUGAAAAAGUCCAGUUCCUUGGAGAGUCUGCAGACCGCCGUGGCCGAGGUCCGCAAGAAUGAGCUUCCCUUCCACAGGCCCCGGCCACACAUGGUCCGAGGCCGGGGCUGCAACGAGAGCUUCCGGGCAGCUAUCGACAAGUCCUACGACGGACCUGAGGAGCUUGAGGCUGACGGUCUGUCUGAUAAGAGCUCUCACUCCGGCCAUGGAGCUCUGAAUGGUGAAUCUGCCCCUCAGGGGACCCCUGAGCUAGAGGACAUCGAAAAUAAAGCCAGGAAAGUAAAAAAAAUGAAAGAGAAGGAGAAGAAAAAGGAAAAGGGCAAGUUGAAAGUCAAGGAGAAAAAGCGCAAAGAGGAGAAUGAAGACCCCGACAGGAAGAUGAAGAGGAAGGGUUUCGGGGCCAUGCUGAGGUUUGGAAAGAAGAAGGACGACAAGGGUGGAAAGGCUGAGCAGAAAGGUGCUAUGCAGCAUGAUGGCCCGCGGGAGGAGGCGCUGGAGAGGAUGAGGGAGGAGCGUGGAAGGAUUGGAGCAAAACAUCAGGAGCUGAGGGAAAAGCAAGCACGAGGCCUUGUUGAAUAUGCUACUGAGGCUGCUGGGUCAAUGCACGACAUGGAUGAUGAUGAGAUGGACCCCAACUACGCCAGAGUGAACCACUUUCGGGAGCCAUGUACAUCAGCAAAUGUCUUCAGAUCUCCAUCUCCCCCUCGGGCUGGACCAUUUGGCUAUCCGCGGGAGGGGCGUCCACUGUCUCCAGAAAGAGACCACUUAGAGGGUCUCUAUGCCAAGGUCAACAAGCCAUACCAUCCACCCACUGCAGUUGACAGUGUCCGUCCUGUGGGUGGGAGCAGUGACCGGAUUCAGAAGUUGCGAAAGGAGUAUCACCAGGCCCGGAGAGAAGGCUUUCCUUCCUACGAAGAUGAUGAGGGGAGAGCCAGGCCUUCGGACUAUGACCUCCUCUGGGCUGCGGAGCUCCAUCGACGCUUUCUCCUGAUGAUUGACAUCAUCAGCAUCAUCGACUGCCCCGCAUCUCCCUUCCUUUCCUCACAGCCAACCCAAGGCUGCAGGCAAUACCAAGGCAGAGAAGGCAGAAAACCACGUCUAAAAGUUACGGGUGUGUUGGGAAGGCCUGAAGUACAACUGAACCUGAUGCUCAUAAAAUAUCAAAUGCCAAUGGAAGAGCUGGAAUUUGCUCAUCUAGAUUUUGGGAAGUUGUGA
Messenger RNA from Carlito syrichta (Philippine tarsier), 3048 nucleotides. RefSeq names its product par-3 family cell polarity regulator beta (gene PARD3B). Gene Ontology annotation, biological process: establishment or maintenance of epithelial cell apical/basal polarity; microtubule cytoskeleton organization; establishment of centrosome localization. The transcript is spliced from 20 exons. Bases 1 to 3048 code for a protein of 1015 amino acids. Gene Ontology annotation, molecular function: protein binding; phosphatidylinositol binding. Gene Ontology annotation, cellular component: cell cortex; apical junction complex; apical plasma membrane. The record is from RefSeq and is a predicted model, not a curated record. NCBI's taxonomy places the organism in Eukaryota, Metazoa, Chordata, Mammalia, Primates, Tarsiidae.